AACUGCUGAAUACAACAUGGACUGCCUGAUAUUGGCAUGUAAGGGAGGUAACGUGUUUAUUGUGAAACACCUCCUGUCCUUGAAAACAUUUGACAUCAACAGAAGAGUGGGGUGGUCUAACCUAACAGCAGUUAUGAUGGCAGCUGCAAGAGGACAGUAUGAUGUUUAUAAUCUUCAUGUGUUGGAGGGAGCUGAUCUGUCACUAACUGGUCGAGAUAACAUGGACUGCCUGAUGUUGGCAUGUGAGGGAGGUAACGUGUCUAUUGUGAAACACCUCCUGUCCUUGAAAACAUUUGACAUCAACAGACGAGGGGGGUCAUGGAAACUAACAGCAGUUAUGAUGGCAGCUGAAGGAGGACACUAUAAUGUUUAUAAUCUUCUUGUGUUGGAGGGAGCUGAUCUGUCACUAACUGGUCGAGAUAACAAGGACUGCCUGAUGUUGGCAUGUGAGGGAGGUAACGUGUCUAUAGUGAAACACCUCCUGUCCUUGAAAAUAUUUGACAUCAACAGACGAUGGGGGUUUUGGAAUAAAACAGCAGUUAUGAUUGCAGCUGAUUCAGGACACUCUGAUGUUUAUGACCUUCUUGUUUUCGAGGGAGCUGAUCUGUCACUAUCUGAUGAAGACAACAAUGAAUGUGGACAUGUGAGGGAAGCAGCGUGUCCAUAGUGAAUCACCUCAUUUGGUUGAAACGUCUGGCCGAGGUGAAUGAAAAUUCAGCCAUAAAAAGAACGAGUACAUUACUGAAUGAGUCAGUUUGACAAGGACCCAGUCACGGGAAUAAACACUAAAGUUUAUGACAUGCUACCGGAGUCUGGAGUGCAAUAAUCACUACCCAAGACAGAAAAGAAACAAGCCAUGGUUUUGGACAGAAUGUGUUUUGAAGAUAUAUAUUUUUGUAAAUUAUACGCGUGUGUCCUUGUAAUCAUGAAGGAUACUAAACCAUCCGUAACCAUGGAGAUCCGUACCCAACGAAAAUGGCUAACCCGUAACAAAAAGUCUCGCCAGAUUCGUAUCUGUUUUGGUGGUGUCAUGUUUUAUUUGGCUUGCCCGAACCCUUAUUUGAAGGAUCGGUAUCCAGAUUGGGAUUACCCGUACCCAUUUAUGUUUUUAAAGCGAAAUGCCCGAAACUGGAUUGCUUUAACAGGUACAGAGCACGAAAACGUGUUUCUAAUCAUUUAUUCAACAGUAAAUUCUCAUAUAUUCUGACCUGCACUUUCAUAGCAAUCUGUUCAUUGCACUAUAACAUUUCCCAAAUUCAUUCUUUUUACAUUUCAAACAUUCGCCCGGUAUACGUUUCUGAACGUUUUCAUUAUACAGUACAAACAUUCAUUCAUUUUACGUUUGAAAAUUCAUUGAUUUUACAUUUCAAAAAUUCAUUCAUUCAUUGGUUAAUGAACAAUCAACCAAUUCACUCGACCAAUGUCCGUUGUUUGUCUUCAAGUGGCAUUACUUGCUCAACUCAAUCAAUGUCCGUGGUUUGUCUUCAAGUGGCCUUACUUCCUCAACUCAAUCAGUGUCCGUGGUUUGUCUUCAAGUGGCCUUACUUCCUCAACUCAAUCAAUGUCCGUGGUUUGUCUUCAAGUGGCCUUACUUCCUCAACUUGAUCAAUGUCCGUGGUUUGUCUUCAAGUGGCCUUACUUGCUCAACUCAAUCAAUGUCCGUGGUUUGUCUUCAAGUGGCCUUACUUCCUCAACUCAAUCAAUGUCCGUGGUUUGUCUUCAAGUGGCCUUACUUCCUCAACUCAAUCAAUGUCCGUGGUUUGUCUUCAAGUGGCCUUACUUCCUCAACUCAAUCAAUGUCCGUGGUUUGUCUUCAAGUGGCCUUACUUCCUCAACUUGAUCAAUGUCCGUGGUUUGUCUUCAAGUGGCCUUACUUCCUCAACUCAAUCAAUGUCCGUGGUUUGUCUUCAAGUGGCCUUUCUUCCUCAACUCAAUCAAUGUCUGAGGUUUGUCUUCAAGUGGCCUUACUUCCUCAACUCAAUCAAUGUCCGUGGUUUGUCUUCAAGUGGCCUUACUUCCUCAACUCAAUCAAUGUCCGUGGUUUGUCUUCAAGUGGCCUUACUUCCUCAACUCAAUCAAUGUCCGUGGUUUGUCUUCAAGUGGCCUUACUUCCUCAACUCAAUCAAUGUACGUGGUUUGUCUUCAAGUGGCCUUACUUCCUCAACUCAAUCAAUGUACGUGGUUUGUCUUCAAGUGGCCUUACUUCCUCAACUCGAUCAAUGUCCGUGGUUUGUCUUCAAGUGGCUUUACUUCCUCAACUCAAUCAAUGUCCGUGGUUUGUCUUCAAGUGGCCUUAUUUGCUCAACUCAAUCAAUGUCUGUGGUUUGUCUUCAAACAAUCAGUGUCCGUGGUUUGUCUUCAAGUGGCCUUAAGUGCUCAACUCAAUCAAUGUUUGAGGUUUGUCUUCAAGUGGCCUUAAUUGCUCAACUCAAUCAAAGUCUGUGGUUUGUGAUAUUAGUCCUCAAGUGGCCUCGUCACCUAGAGAGCUGCAGUCUGAAAGCUGAUAUCUCUCUCUGCUGGUAUUUAUACCGGCUUCUGAAAGGUUUGCCUUGGUGUGACAAAUCAUAUGUAGUUUCAUUGGGUAUGGAUUCACCUUUUUGGGGGGAAGGAGUAAUCAAGCUGAUUAGGAACAAGUGGGUACGGGUUCUCCAACACUUGGUAACGAGUCAUCCAGUUGAUUAG
Molecule: messenger RNA, 2682 nt
Organism: Haliotis rufescens (red abalone)
Lineage: Eukaryota; Metazoa; Mollusca; Gastropoda; Lepetellida; Haliotidae
Exons: 2
Coding region: 1609-2682 (357 amino acids)
Source: RefSeq, a predicted model, not a curated record